AUGGGCAUCGACAAAUCUUGCCUGCUCCCCUACAGAGGCCCCCUCAUCAAAUUUACCGGACACUCUCUUCUGCUAGAAGGGAUGAUUACUCUUCCCCUAACAAUUGGAGAGUACCCUAGGCAAACCACCGUCAAAAUGCAGUUCCUGAUAAUGAAUCUUAAGUCGGCCCACAAUGUCAUCCUAGGCCGAACCGCCCUCCAUCUUUUGUGGGCCAUCCCUUCAACUUACCACCAGAUGGUCAAGUUCCUGACUCCUAAUGGAGUCGGAGUCCCUAGGAGCAAUCAGCGAGAAGCCAGGUCCUACUACCUACUCUCGACCAAAGGUAAAGGCGUGCAAGAUGCCUUGCCUAUUGAGAAAGCCUACCUCCAAAUGGAGAAAGCCACUGAGCGAUAG
Asparagus officinalis (garden asparagus) is the source of this 393-nucleotide messenger RNA. RefSeq lists its product as uncharacterized. The coding region runs from base 1 to 393 and encodes 130 amino acids. The transcript has a single exon. NCBI's taxonomy places the organism in Eukaryota, Viridiplantae, Streptophyta, Magnoliopsida, Asparagales, Asparagaceae. The record is from RefSeq and is a predicted model, not a curated record.